AUGGCCGACGGCCAGCUCUUAAGUGGUCACAUCCACAAGGCCAAGAACUUCCCCGGCAACCUCCUCAAGUCUAUCGCCAGGGCCGACGCGCCCUACACCCACGACCUGCAUGGCUACACUUGCGCGGCGGCGCGGGACUUGAUGCGCCAAGCCUUCAGCGCCGAACUUCCUCACCCGGCUGUUUACACCUUCAUCCUUGGCUGCGGCCAGCAUUCCCUGAAGCAGUACAAGAUUGAGCUUCGGAAGGCAUGCUUGGCGGGCCUCCGAGAAGCAGGGUUUGAGGAGGACCGGCACGCUUCAGACGGAGCCCAGGGCAGGUUCAAGGCCAUCGAUGAUCGGGACCAUGGGAUGCACAUGGUGCGAGUCUUCCCAAGGCUCGGCGCUUCGGCUUCCGUGUCUUUCGAGCCGCCCCCGGAGGAGGAUUUGAAAAGCAUGGAAGCCGAGCUUCGCGUCGAUAGCUUGCAGCAGAGGGCCAGCAGGAACGAGCUGGAGAAGCUGAGUUUGCUGGGUCUGGCGGAGUUUUUGAGCGAGCUGCUGCCCGUGCUCCUGGCGGGCCGCCGCGGCCGGAAGCAUCUGGACCUCGGUGAGGAGCCAGAAGCGUUGGAAUCUCGAGCGUCGGAUGUCCUCGAGGAUUUGCAGGAAGCGUGGAAGCUGGGUUGGAGCGGGCUGCAGAGAGAGCUGGUCGCGGCCCAGAGCCUCACCGCAGAGACCAGAGCAGCCUGCUGCUUCUUGUUCACGGAGAUGGAGGCGCAGCCCACUAAAGGUGGCAGCGCGAAGUUACAAGAGCUCCGCAACAAGGCGGAAGGUCUUCCAGUUUGCCAGGCAGAUACGAAGAAGUCGGCGCAAGAGAAGAAGCUUGAGCAAGCAUUGAAGCCGAUCGAGGAGAAGCUGGAUCGCUGGAGCCGUGGACGCUUCCAAUUCCGAAGCCCGGAGGAGCUGAAGACCACGCAAGUCAAACAGGAAAAGCUCCAGCAGAGCCUGGCAGAGCUGAAACAGGAGAUUCAUCAGGCUGCUCGCCUGCGGACCAGCGCACGUGAGGUCUGA
Symbiodinium sp. CCMP2592 is the source of this 1044-nucleotide messenger RNA. The record is from the annotation of a GenBank genome assembly. NCBI's taxonomy places the organism in Eukaryota, Dinophyceae, Suessiales, Symbiodiniaceae.